Molecule: messenger RNA, 906 nt
Organism: Lottia gigantea (owl limpet)
Lineage: Eukaryota; Metazoa; Mollusca; Gastropoda; Lottiidae
Exons: 7
Coding region: 1-906 (301 amino acids)
Biological process (GO): regulation of transcription by RNA polymerase II
Cellular component (GO): nucleus
Molecular function (GO): protein dimerization activity; DNA-binding transcription factor activity, RNA polymerase II-specific; RNA polymerase II cis-regulatory region sequence-specific DNA binding
Source: RefSeq, a predicted model, not a curated record
AUGAACCAAGAUAUGUUCACAACACAUCUGACAUUUUUUGAUGAUGAUGUGGAUUUUAAUUUUGGAGAAGAGGAUUCAACCUCUAUUGAGGGAAGUGUACCACCAUCAAUAACUAAAACCGAAACAAAACUUCAUACAUCUAAAGACAAUUUAACACCUAUCAAAGUCAAAAGAAAAUGUGGAAGACCUCGUAAUCCUAUACCCAGACAUAAGCGUGUGUCUCAUAUAAAUGCUGAGCACAGAAGAAGAGGCAAAAUACAGAACUGUUUCCGAACAUUGAAAAACAUGGUGCCAAAACAUGGCGAAGUUACUUCCGGUAGAGACAGCAAAUCAGACAUCUUAUUUAAAGCUAUAGAUUACAGUAAGAAAGUAUUGGCAGAAUGUGAGGAACAAAAGGUUUUAAUAGAAUCUCUUCAACAAGAAAUACAGCAACUAAAUCUAGAAACACAACAGUAUCAGGACUAUCUACCACAUACCAAUAUCUUUGAUACUUCAUUGUACACACUCGAUGAUCGACUAGAAGAAUAUAUACAAUAUCGUACUCGAGAUAACUGGAAAUUCUGGAUUGUAUCCUUUGAGAACUAUUAUCUGUUGUACAGCUUUUUCAUUCGUCCAGUAUUUGAAUCAUUUAAACAAACCGUUAUAUCAGCCACAUUUGACACGUUUAAUUAUUCCAUAUUAGAUUGGGCAACUAAUGGUAUAUUGUGUUCACUUAGAGAUGGUAUGUCGAGUGUGUUGCGUCAAAUCAGUACUGAUACAUCCAUAAUGACUGAUCCUAAUUAUGUACCACAUGAAGCCUUAGUACAAACUGGCAAUAUGUAUGAACAGAACUAUAAUGAUAUUAAUCCUACAAUAACGCCUGAUCCAGAAUUAGGAUUAUUACAAAUGUGUUAUACAUCCCUCUGA